AUGGCGCAGGCAAUAUUUGAAGUGCUUGAAGGGAUGGACAACCAGACAGUGUUGGCGGUCCAGUCUCUGCUGGAUGGCCAAGGCGGAGUUCCUGACCCAAACAACCAGAACGUCUCUGGCACACCCGCUAUCCAGUCUAUGGACGACGAGGACGUCUUCCUGUGUGGGAAGUGUAAAAAACAGUUCAACUCUUUGCCAGCCUUCAUGACACACAAGAGGGAGCAGUGCCAGUCUAGCGCCCCCUCCCUGUCCACAGUGUCCUUGGCCUCCACCAACGUCUACACGCCCGUCCCGUCAAUCAGCUCCGGACCACAGACUCCUGCCAACAGACAGGUGUCCACCUACAUCACAGUCCCUCCCUCCCCUCUGACACACACUCUGGUCCAAGGCAACGUGCUGGUCAGUGACGACGUUCUCAUGUCGGCCAUCUCAGCCUUCACCUCCAUCGACCAGCCCAUGGCCGCCAUGCAGACGCCCAUACAGAGUAACCUGAGCAUGCACACAGCCGGCGUAUCUUACCUUCAGCACCAUCACCACCACCACCAUCAUCAUCAUCACCAUCAACAGCAACAGACUCAGUCGUCCCACCCCCUGCCCUCCAGCCAAACACCGGCCCACCCCCUGCCAGCCGGCCAGCCCGCCCAGCAGCCGCUCUCUUCUCAAGUCCCAGCGAGCCACAGCAACUCAGUGGUCCAGGUGUACAGCGCCAUGCCCCAUAUGGCUGGGGUUGGUGGUGGUGGUGGUGGUGGUGGUGGUGGUGGUGGUGCAGAGAUCCACACGCUGGGUCUGCAGCCCUUCCAUCCUGUACAAGUGCCCAGUCAGUGUGUGGAGAGCCAGUCAUUCACCACCCCUCCUGUCUACAGCCCCGGGAAGCAGGGCACCAAAACAAAGACCUGCAGCAUCACCACCAACCUGACGGAGCUGGGCGAUUUCGAAAAGGUCAUCAUUCCCAAACGUCCGAGGAGCAACAAGAAGAGCCCCGACGGAGCAACAGCCGAGCAGCUGAAAGGAAAAGGUCCGAAGUUGAAGUGUAAUUUCUGCGACAAAAUCUUCGCGAAAAACUUUGAUCUCCAGCAGCACAUCCGAAGCCACACGGGAGAGAAACCCUUUCAGUGUAUCGUCUGUGGACGAGCCUUCGCCCAAAAGUCCAACGUGAAGAAACACAUGCAGACGCACAAGGUAUGGCCUAUGGGUGUGGCCAGCACAGUAUCAAGAUUACCAGUCACAGUGAAGGUAGUGCCAGUUGCGACUGAGGCUCGGGCUGAUCAGGAGGGAAGCCAAGCUGGGGAGAACGCCGUGCAGAACGGGCAUCCUCAGGCACAGAUGCAGUUGCCGUCCAACCAGAGCCAACAGUGCCAAGCUCCGACCAAACAGAUCGUCGUGAUCGACAGCUCCUACCAGUGCCAGUUCUGCGCCAGCAAGUUCAAGACCUACUUCCAGCUCAAGUCGCACCUGACCCAGCACAAAGGGGAGCAGGUUUACAAGUGUGUGCUGAAGUCCUGCUCCCAGACUUUCCAGAAGCUGGAUCAGUUUCUGGAGCACAUCAGGACGCACCAGGAGCAGCUGACCUACCGCUGCCACCUCUGCAGCAAGGUGUUCCCCUCGCUGUUCGAACUGGGCGUCCACCAGUACUCCCACUGCUUCUGCCCGCAGCAGAACACGCGCAAGGAAACCACCGUCUACAGGUGUGUGAAGUGUCAGAGCCGAUAUUCUACCCAUGAGGCUCUGGAACAACAUCUACUCACUGCCUCACACAACUUCCCCUGUCCACACUGCCAAAAGGUUUUCCCGUGUGAAAGAUACUUCAGACGCCACCUCCCCACUCAUGGCAGCGGAGGGAGGUUCAAGUGUCAGAUCUGUAAGAAGGCCUUCAAGACAGAGCACUACCUCAAACUCCACACACGCAUUCAUUCAGGUGAAAAGCCAUACAAAUGCUCCCUCUGUGAGGCGACGUUCAACAGGAAGGACAAAGUGAAGCGACACAUGCUCAUCCACGAACCUUUCAAGAAAUACAAGUGUCCCUUCAGGACUCAUGUUGGCUGCACCAAAGAAUUCAACAGACCAGACAAACUUAAAGCUCACAUUCUGUCUCAUUCUGGUAUAAAACCCUACAAGUGUCUAUUUUGUCAGAAGGCGUUCAGCCGCAGAGCUCACAUGCUCGAGCAUCAGCAGUCCCACACAGAUAACUACCGCUUCAGAUGCUCCACCUGCAACAAGGGAUUCACCCGGCAGAGCUAUUACAGAGACCACAAGUGUCCCGCAGCGGGGAACGGGACAGGAAGUGACGGAGGGGCCGGAGAGGCGGACGGAGACGAGGUGGCAGGAGUGCCGAUGGCGGAGGAGAAGGAUGGAGAGGAUGACGGGAGGAGAAGCAGGUUCGCGAGAGAAGCGAAAAGGCCAGGGACAGGAGGAGACGACGGAGAGGAGGACGAAAGGUCAAAGGGCGGCCACGAGCAGGUGGAGAGACACGAGGAAGAGGAGGAGGAGGAGGGAGAGCGGAGGAGGAUUGAUGAGGGCUGUCAGGCUGCGAUGUCUAUCAUCACCAUCGAAGGACAGACAGAAAGAGAAGAAGAGGAGGAGGAGGAGGAGGAGGAGGAGGAGGAAGAUGACGGGGUGGAACAUGGCGGCGAAGCGCUGGAGCAGAUUCAGAGCAAUGACCAAAACUGUUUGCAGCAGCCAUGUUUGUAG
This is a messenger RNA of Seriola dumerili (greater amberjack), 2688 nucleotides long. RefSeq names its product zinc finger protein 341-like (gene znf341). NCBI's taxonomy places the organism in Eukaryota, Metazoa, Chordata, Actinopteri, Carangiformes, Carangidae. Gene Ontology annotation, biological process: regulation of transcription by RNA polymerase II. Gene Ontology annotation, cellular component: nucleus. The record is from RefSeq and is a predicted model, not a curated record. The transcript is spliced from 16 exons. Gene Ontology annotation, molecular function: DNA-binding transcription factor activity, RNA polymerase II-specific; RNA polymerase II transcription regulatory region sequence-specific DNA binding. The coding region runs from base 1 to 2688 and encodes 895 amino acids.